Miscanthus lutarioriparius is the source of this 963-nucleotide messenger RNA. NCBI's taxonomy places the organism in Eukaryota, Viridiplantae, Streptophyta, Magnoliopsida, Poales, Poaceae. The record is from the annotation of a GenBank genome assembly.
AUGGCGAUCACUAGCGAGCGCCGCCGUCGGAUAGCCCUCCUGGCGGCUAACUACGCGGCGCUGCUGGUGGGUUCAGUCGCGGAGAGCCUUCUGUCCCGGUACUACUUCGCGCACGGCGGCCAGAACCGGUGGAUCGUCACGCUGGUGCAGUCGGUUGGAUUCCCGCUGCUCGUCCCCGCCGUGUUCGCCGCCGCGCCGCGCCCGUUCCUGUGGUUCUCCCGGAGGUUCCUCGCUGUCUGCCUGGGCAUCGGCGCCCUCAUGGGCGUCAACAACCUGCUGUUCUCCUCGCGUUCACGCUCGUCCUCGCCGCCGUCAUCGUCUGCCACCCGAUCACCUUCGUCAACCUCAACGCCGUCCUCCUCCUCACGCUCAGUUCGGUGCUCCUCGCGCUCCGCUCCGGGCUACGUCCUGGGCUACGUCGUCACCCUGGGCGCCGCGGGGCUGUUCGCCGCGUACCUGCCCGUCAUGGAGCUCCUGUACCGCAGGGCGGUGUCUGGCGGGUUCGUCCUGGCCGUGGAGGUGCAGGUGGCGAUGCAGGCCAUGGCCACGGCGGUGGCCGCGGUCGGGCUGGUGGCCGCGGGAGGGGCCCGCGAUGACGUGGCGCGCUGGGAGGGCUCCACGGCGCUGUACUUGGUCGUGGUGCUGACGCUCGUGCUGACGUGGCAGGCGUGCUUCAUGGGCACGGCCGGUGUGAUCUACCUGACCUCGUCGCUCCACAGCGGCGUGUGCAUGGCCGCCGUGCUCACCGCAAACGUGCUGGGCGGCGUGGUUGUGUUCGGCGACCCGUUCGGCGCCGAGAAGGCCGUCGCCACCGCGCUCUGCGUCUGGGGCCUCGCCUCCUACCCCUACGGAGAGUACACCAAGAAGAAAGAGGAUGACGCCUCUCCGUCCGCUCCCGAGUACGAAAGCGUCGGCAAGAGCGGCGGCGACGUCCCUGCAGGUCGCGAGCUCGAAACCGUCUGA